UCCCGGUUUUCUGCUUCCCACCAGGAAGCUGAGCGGAGUCAGGUGCUCAGAGUUAUCCUGGCAAUAUGCAGUGCACUACAAAUUGUGGUCAUUUCCUUCAGAUGGGAACUGUUUUCCAGCUUCAUGAGAGAUCUGAAGUAGAUUUGAGGAGACCCUAAUGGACUGGGUACAGCCCUCAAUGCCUGGAUGCUAGGAAGAAUCUACUUAAAGCAAGCAGAAGUACUUCCCAGACUGAAACCCUGCUCUGCUGCAUCCAAGCAUUAUGUGUAGCUUAAAACAGCAGUUUCUUGUCACACCUUUGGUUGUACUAAGUGCUGGUCUCUGUGAGAUACACCUUGGUUAUGGCUCACCAUGUACAGAACUGAGGAUCACCCUUACUAUUAAGAUACACAGUUUUAUAACAGCAGUUCCUGAAAAGCUCAGGAACAAAACACAAUUCCAUGAACUUCCCUUUUGUUUGAUCGAUUCAGCUGGGAAGAUGUGAGGACAUUUCCUUUGCUAAAACCCCUCUCAGGAAACAUCCUCUCUGAGCAGUGCACUGGUUAGUGAGAGCACAUCAUUUGUACCCAUCCCCUGUGCUGAUGAAAACAAUGCAAACCUCGGCCUACUCUGCUAAAUAUAAAAUGAAAGCCUCAGUUAAAGAAGUUAAAUUUGAGCUGUGGCUUCACCUGUUUCAGUGCAAGUGCUUGUGGCUGCACUUUAAAUAGGCUUAGAGCUGACCUCCCUUCUCCUUUUAGAGCAGGAGAGUCUGAUUACAGGCAAGUGAAGGGAGUAAAAUCAGUGUGAGGCUGUUGUGCCGUCAGUCAUCUGCUUGUGCUCUGUUAUAGUAGGGUGUUACUUGAGGCUCUGCAGACUUGCUGCAAGGAUGUCCCAGCUGAGAAUCCCAGAGAUGGAUGAGGCAUUGCGCUCCUUCGCAGAGAAGGUCUUUGCCUCUGAGGUGAAAGAUGAGGAGACCAGGCAAGAGAUCUCUCCUUUUGAUGUGGAAGAGAUCUGCCCCAUCUCACGCCAGGAGAUGAGAAAACACAUGAUACUUCAGGAGAGCACUGUCACGUCAGAAAAGAGGAAGAAGCGCUUGUUCCGCAUGAAGACGAUUGCAUUGGCAGUGCCUGUGGCUCAUAAGUCUAUAACCAAACUAUCCGCUAUCGAAGAGGUCAUCUCCACCUCCCCCCUGUACCAGACUGUGCCUGACUUCCAGCGGGUACAGAUCACAGGGGAUUAUGCCUCUGGGGUGACAGUGGAAGAUUUUGAAGUUGUCUGCAAAGGCCUGUACCGUGCACUGUGCAUCCGGGAGAAGCACAUGCAGCAGUCCAUACAGAGGUUCCCCAGGACCCCGUCCCAGUACCUGCGCACUAUCGAGGGCGAGGUCUGGAGGGCUAGUGAUACUGGCCCAGGCCCAUUGUUCACCUCGCCAGUGAAGGAUGGAGAGGAUCCCUUUGACACUGGGAAUCUUGGUGAGGACCUGGGAUACCACGUUCAGAUGAAGGAUGGUGUAGUUUAUGUCUAUGAAGACAAGGCAGCAGCCGACAGAAAUGAGCCAAAGAAUCUGCCCUACCCCAGCCUUGAACACUUCGUUGAUGACAUGAACUUCCUCUUGGCCCUGGUUGCACAGGGGCCUGUUAAGACCUAUGCUCAUCGGCGCCUGAAGUUCCUCUCAUCCAAGUUCCAAUUGCAUGAAAUGCUAAAUGAGAUGGAUGAGAUGAAAGAGCUGAAGAACAACCCCCACCGGGAUUUCUACAACUGCCGGAAGGUGGACACACACAUCCAUGCUGCAGCCUGCAUGAACCAGAAGCAUCUUUUGCGUUUUAUCAAGAAAUCCUACUUUGUGGAUGCUGACCGCAUAGUUUAUGAUGCCAAGGGCAAACAGCUUACUCUGAAACAGCUUUUCCAACAGCUCAAUCUGCAUCCCUAUGACCUGACAGUGGAUUCUCUGGAUGUCCAUGCUGGACGUCAGACAUUCCAGCGCUUUGACAAGUUCAAUGACAAGUACAACCCCGUGGGUGCCAGUGAGCUGCGUGACCUCUAUCUGAAAACAGACAAUGCUAUCGAUGGCGAGUACUUUGCUACCAUCAUCAAGGAGGUUGGAUCUGAUCUGGAGGAUGCCAAGUACCAGUACAUGGAGCCUCGCCUCUCAAUCUAUGGGCGAUCAGCUGAGGAGUGGCCCAAGCUAGCCAGAUGGUUCACCAAACAUCGCAUCUAUUCCCCCAACAUGAAGUGGAUGAUCCAAGUACCUAGGAUUUAUGAUGUAUUCAGGUCUAAGAAUUUCCUCCCACACUUUGGGAAAAUGCUGGAGAAUAUCUUUGUCCCUGUGUUUGAGGCAACUAUCAACCCUCAAGCCCACAAACAACUGAGCGUCCUUCUACGCCAUAUCACUGGCUUCGACAGCGUGGAUGAUGAAUCCAAGCAUAGUGGACACAUGUUCUGCACUAAGAGCCCAAAGCCAGAGCAAUGGACUUCGGAGAAGAACCCAUCCUACACCUAUUAUUUAUAUUACAUGUAUGCCAACAUCCUGGUGCUGAAUAACCUACGCAGGCAGCGUGGCAUGAACACGUUCCUCUUCCGUCCACACUGUGGGGAAGCCGGGGCCAUCACACAUCUGCUUACAGCCUUCAUGACAGCAGAUAACAUCUCACACGGUCUCAACCUCAAGAAGACCCCUGUGUUGCAGUACCUGUACUUCCUUGCCCAAAUUCCCAUUGCUAUGUCCCCACUCAGCAACAACAGCCUCUUCCUGGAGUACGCAAAGAACCCAUUGCCUGACUACCACCAGAAGGGCCUCAUGGUGUCCCUUUCUACAGAUGACCCCAUGCAGUUCCAUUACACCAAGGAGGCCCUCAUGGAGGAGUACGCCAUCGCUGCCCAGGUCUUCAAGCUCAGCACCUGUGACAUAUGCGAAAUUGCCAGGAACAGCAUCCUGCAGUGCGGCCUGUCCCAUGAGGAGAAAGCCAAGUUCCUGGGUGACAACUACCAGGAAGAGGGGCCCCAAGGCAACGACAUCCGGAAGACGAACGUGGCUCAGAUCCGCAUGGCCUAUCGCUACGAGACCUGGUGCUACGAGCUCAACCUCAUCGCCGAAUGCCUCAAGAACGACUAGGGGCAGGG
This is a messenger RNA of Pezoporus flaviventris, 3099 nucleotides long. It is a transcript of the gene AMPD1, whose product is annotated as adenosine monophosphate deaminase 1. The transcript has 15 exons. Bases 866 to 3091 code for a protein of 741 amino acids. The record is from RefSeq and is a predicted model, not a curated record. Gene Ontology annotation, molecular function: AMP deaminase activity. Gene Ontology annotation, biological process: IMP salvage; AMP metabolic process. Gene Ontology annotation, cellular component: cytosol. Lineage: Eukaryota; Metazoa; Chordata; Aves; Psittaciformes; Psittacidae.